This is a messenger RNA of Scatophagus argus, 2867 nucleotides long. It is a transcript of the gene sart1, whose product is annotated as spliceosome associated factor 1, recruiter of U4/U6.U5 tri-snRNP. Gene Ontology annotation, cellular component: U4/U6 x U5 tri-snRNP complex. The record is from RefSeq and is a predicted model, not a curated record. Gene Ontology annotation, biological process: mRNA cis splicing, via spliceosome; maturation of 5S rRNA. NCBI's taxonomy places the organism in Eukaryota, Metazoa, Chordata, Actinopteri, Scatophagidae. The coding region runs from base 365 to 2695 and encodes 776 amino acids. The transcript has a single exon.
CAGGAAGUGCAUUUGCAGUGUAUUAGCUGCUCGUUUGACGAAGUGUGAAGUUGCGUAUCGAAACGUCGAGUGUAACGUUUCACGGUUCACCUGGCGUCAAGAAAGCAUAUAGCUGAGCCGUUUUUCUACAUCCUCACUCAUCGUCGAUUACUUAAUAUCUGAGUUCGAUUCCAAGAUUUUUGUCCCGGCACUGAGUGAGUUGUGUUUUAGUUAGCCACUUAGCCUUUCCAGCUAAUGUAGGCCAGCUAACUCGGCGAAGGAAAUUGGCAAGAAAAAUUCCUCCCAUGAUCCAAAAUAGCGUGUAAGCGGUAGUACAUAAUUACCGUUGUUUGAGUUACAACCGCCGUGAUCAGCAGAGGAAAUCAUGGGCUCUUCCAAGAAACACAAGGAAAAGAGCCGCGACAAAGACGCAGAAGAGCGCCGUCGCGAACAUAAGAAACAUCGUCACAAGGACCGAGACAGAGAUGCUUCAGAUCGGGAUGGGGCUCGGGAUAAAGAUAAACGAAAACGCUCCAGGUCUAGGGACAGAAACGGACGGGAGAGCCGUAGCAAAGGUGAAAGGAGCAGCGGAGAGCCAAGGGUGAAGAAAGAGAAAGUUGAUCUCGGAUAUGAAGAAAGCAGUUCAGAGGUGGCGCCUCAGUCUGCAAGCGGAGAUGCGUCUCUCAGCAUUGAGGAGACAAACAAACUCAGAGCUAAGUUGGGUCUGAAGCCUCUAGAGUUAAAUGAGAACAAGAAGGAGCAAGGCACCAAAGAGGAGCCAAUAGUGGCUGAGACCAUCAAUCCUGUUCUCAUCCAGCAACAGAAAGAGAUAAGAGAGAAGCUUGCAGCUUUAAAAGAAAAACGCAUCCUGAAUCAGAAACUGGGAAAAGUCAAGACCCUAGCAGGAGAUGACUGGCUGGAUGAUACACGUGCUUGGGUUGAGAGAAGCAGAAAGCUGGCAAAAGAAAAAGAAAUGGCUGAAAAAAGAGCCAAACUUCUGGAAGAGAUGGAUGAGGAGUUUGGUGUCAGCAGUCUAGUAGAGGAGGAGUUUGCACAGAGCAAAAAGGAUACCUACUCAUCUAAAGAUCUCAAGGGACUCAAAGUGCAGCACAAAGUAGAUUCCUUUACUGAGGGCCAGACUGUCAUCCUGACCCUACAAGACAAAGGUGUCCUUGAAGAGGAGGAAGAUGUGCUUGUAAAUGUGGGACUGGUGGACAAGGAAAAAGCAGAAAAGAAUGUGGAGUUAAAAAAGAAAAAGCCAGAUUACAAGCCUUAUGAAGAAGAGGAGAGCGUGGACGACAUGGUGAUGUUUAAGCCCCAGUCUGUACUCUCCAAGUACGAUGAGGAAAUUGAGGGUGAAAAGAAAAAGAGUUUCAGGUUGAAUGUAGGUGGCUUUGCUGAUGGGGAGCGAGAGCGGGAGCUUCAGGCCAUGAGAGAGGCUCUGCACGCUCAGGCACAGUCGUUGGAAAUGCCUGCUCUCACUAUUGCCUCAGAGUACUACACGCCUCAGGAAAUGGUGAGUUUUAAAAAGACAAAACGCCGUGUGAAGAAGAUCAGAAAGAAGGAGAAGCAGACUGUCGCAGAUGAACUUAUGAUGACACUUGCAGAUGACACUCGCAGCUCUGACUUUGGCUCACGGACACGCGGCCGGGGCCGCAAGGAAGGAAAUGAAGAUGGCGAGGAAGUAAAGGAGGAGGAGAGCAGACUGCCAAAUAAUGUACCACAGAUGUCUGAUGACAUCAGGACGGCAGAAAUGGACAUAAGCGACGAAGAAGACUAUACACCUCCCGAACCAGCUGCACUUGAGGAGGAUGAGGCAGAGCAGGAGCUGCAAAAACAACUGGAGAAGCAGCGGAAGCUGAAGCAAAAGCAGCUCCUUAAAGAUUCUGGGGAGAAGGUGGCAGAGCAGAUUAAAUCUCUCAGUAAAGAGGACGAUGACAAUGAUCCUGAGAAGAGGAACAACAUCGUUUUCAAUGCCACCUCAGAGUUCUGCAGAACUCUUGGUGAUAUUCCAACUUAUGGACUGUCAGGCAACAGAGAGGACCAAGAAGAAAUUAUGGACUUUGAACAGGAGGAAGAGAAAGAUGAUGCUGGAGAUUCAGACUCAGAGAUGGAUGAGAAUGUUGGAUGGAGCACAGUUAACCUGGAUGAAGAGCAGAAACAACCAGAUUUCUCCACAGCCUCUGCUACCAUUUUAGAUGAAGAGCCCAUUGUCAACUCUGGCCUUGCUGCUGCCUUGAUGUUGUGCAAAAACAAAGGUCUACUGGACACUCAAAUGCAGAAGGUAGCCCGUGUCAGGGCACCAAAGGGCGCCUUGCCCAAUGACAACUACUGUAUUGAGGACAAGAUGGGCUUUGAUGACAAGUACAGUCGCAGAGAAGAAUACAGAGGCUUCACUCAAGAGUUCAAGGAGAAGGAUAGUUAUAAGCCUGACGUCAAGAUUGAGUAUGUGGAUGAAUCGGGGCGGAAACUUACUCCAAAAGAAGCCUUCAGGCAGCUUUCCCAUCGGUUCCAUGGAAAAGGGUCUGGAAAGAUGAAGACGGAGAAGAGGAUGAAAAAGUUUGAGGAAGAGGCACUGCUGAAGAAGAUGAGUAGCAGUGAUACUCCUCUAGGGACGGUGGCUUUGCUUCAAGAGAAGCAGAAAUCCCAGAAAACACCAUAUAUUGUGCUUAGUGGGAGCGGGAAAAGUAUGAAUGCAAACACCAUCACCAAAUAAGUUUGGGGGAAGUGAAUUAUCUUAAACACGAACAUUCACCGACACAUGCACCCACAUAUACAUACACACAGGAUGUUUUAAGUAGAGUAACUGCUCUUUUUUCAUGCUUAAUUCAAACAAUCUUAAUUGUUGUAGUAAAGAAUUGUUCAAUAAAACCAAUAUCAAUGAGAAA